GUGGUGUGGUGUGGUGUGGUGUGGUGUGGUGGCCUCUGUUGGAUUUGGUUUGGACUAAUCUUCACGAGACUAUCCUCAUCUUCCCGCCUCUACUCUCCUUUGAAUCUCUCUCUUCCUUUAACUUCUCAAACCCUUAAAAGAGUAGAGACAGAGAGAUAGAGGAUGUGGAUGUGAGAGAGAUUGUGUCUUUGUUGUUGUAAGGGAAAGGAGAAUAAAAUAAAAAUGGAUACACCGCAAAAGAGUAUAACCCAGAUCGGGACUCCAGUUUCUAAACUCAAAGCCGAGGAUUCACCAGUGUUCAAUUAUAUAUGCAGUCUUUCUCCAAUUAAGAGUACUAAAUCAAUCCCUAUCACUCAUACCUUAAGCUCUCUCAAUUUCACAUCUCCACCUUCUGUUUUCACUUCUCCUCAUGCUGUUUCUCACAAAGAGUCUCGUUUCAGAAGUCAAGUUAACUCCUCUGAUCAUUCCAAAGAUGGGGUUGGUUCUAAUGAAGAAGCUGGUUCCAUUGGAGAAAAAGGAAAGGAAGAAGCUUUAACCGAAAUUGAACAGUCACAAAUUCCUAAGAAUGAGUGUAAUACGCCCAGAGUUGCCAAUGAUGUGAGAGACAAUGGUUGUUGUGAAGAUGGUGGAAUGAAUCUGGUUAAGAUGUGUGACAAUGUCAAGCCAAAGAGUGAUACUCCGGAUUGGGGUACUCUGAUUUCUGCUACAACAGAACUUAUUUAUAACUUAACGAGUGAGUCAGAGGCUUAUAGUUGCUUGUUGAAGAGAACAUCCAACUCUGGUGAACAUGUACGUGGUGGUACAAUGUCAACAUUGGAGUCUGUUUCAAAGACCAAUGUAGCCAACAAUGAAAAUGAGUCCUUUGAUGAUCUUUCGAUCUCGCACCGUGGUGUGAGAAGACGUUGUCUGGACUUCGAGAUUCCAAGGAAUAGUCAGCAAACAUUGGGUGAAUCUUCAUCAAGUUGUGUAGUACCUAGCAUUGGUCUGCAUCUUAAUGCCAUACCAAUGUCAUCUAAGGACAACAAUGUUGUUAAUGAGUACUCAUUUUCCGGUAACAUCAAAGUCGGUUCGCAAAGUUUUACCACUUCGGAUCUUCACUCGAAGCACCACAUUGUGAGAGAAAACGAAAUCGGGAAAGAUGCAGGUCAAGCUUUAGAAGAGUUUCCAAAGUCUUCAGCUUUAGAAGGGUUGCCAAUAAGCCCCAAGAAGAAAAGGCGAAAGUCCGAACAAUCAGGAGAAGGCGAGUCGUCAUGUAAACGGUGCAACUGCAAAAAAUCCAAGUGUUUGAAGCUUUACUGUGAAUGCUUUGCUGCUGGAGUUUAUUGCAUAGAGCCAUGUUCAUGUAUAGAUUGCUUCAAUAAAUCUAUCCAUGAAGACGUUGUUUUGGCUACUCGCAAACAGAUUGAAUCCCGCAAUCCACUUGCAUUUGCUCCUAAAGUCAUAAGAAGCUCAGAUUCCAUCAUUGAAGUUGGUGAUGAUACAAGUAAAACUCCUGCUUCAGCGCGACACAAACGAGGCUGUAACUGCAAGAAAUCAAACUGUCUGAAGAAAUACUGUGAAUGCUAUCAGGGUGGAGUUGGCUGUUCCAUAAACUGUAGAUGUGAAGGAUGCAAAAAUGCAUUUGGCAGGAAAGAUGGAUCUUUGUUCGAACAAGAUGAGGAAAACGAAGUUUCUGGCAAAAUUGUAACAACGAAAACACAAUCAAAUGUCGAGUUAUUCAAUCCUCUACCUUCAACACCAAUGCCAUUAAGACAACCACUGGCUCAACUUCCCAUCCCAUCCAACAAUAGACUGCUUCCUUCAGCAUCUCAUUUUCAUCACGGAGCUUCAGGAUCAUCGUCCUCGGGAAUAUACAACAUCAGAAAACCAGACAUGAGUUUGCUGUCUCAUUCAAGGAUCGAGGCAAUCACAGAAGAUAUUGAUGAUGAUAUGUCUGAGAACCUAAUCCAAUCUCCAUUAAAUAACAUGAAAGCUGUAGUGUCUCCCAACAGCAAAAGGGUUUCUUUGCAGCAUCUUGAUUCAUCAGAGACGACUCCAUGGAGAAGAAAUGGUGGCAGGAAACUGAUACUUUCGAUCCCAACGUUUCCUUCUCUCACCCCACACCAUUAGAAUUCUUUGAAUCUUUAAAUUCUUUUGAUGAAUGUCAACUUCUAGUUGGUAAUUUAACUUACAGUGUUACACUCAACAUAAGCAAACAUUUACUAGAUUAGUAGUAGUAGUUUGCGUUUGUUUCUUACAAUGGUUGUAUCAAUGAGUUCUCUAAAAUCAUACAUGAAACUUAAAGAUCCAUGUUUCCUUUU
Molecule: messenger RNA, 2300 nt
Organism: Capsella rubella
Lineage: Eukaryota; Viridiplantae; Streptophyta; Magnoliopsida; Brassicales; Brassicaceae
Product: protein tesmin/TSO1-like CXC 3
Exons: 10
Coding region: 223-2109 (628 amino acids)
Molecular function (GO): DNA-binding transcription factor activity
Source: RefSeq, a predicted model, not a curated record